This is a messenger RNA of Prorocentrum cordatum, 5820 nucleotides long. Lineage: Eukaryota; Dinophyceae; Prorocentrales; Prorocentraceae. The record is from the annotation of a GenBank genome assembly.
AUGGGCCCCCGUGCGGAGGCAGCCCUCCAGCCGCUCCGAGGGCCGGCAGGGCAAGACUACGCAUUUUUCCCAGUUUACUCCGCCCCCACCCACCUCAAGAACUACGUCGAGAUCGGCAAGCGAGUGACGAACUGGAUAGAGCACACCACGGACGCACUAGGAGUCAGGACAAUGAUAGUGGUAGGAGGGGACCUCAACAGUGACAUGGGACUGCACCGCGACUCGGACGGCAUAGUGCAGGUAACAGACGAGGAGCAGGAGAGCAUCAGAGAGCAGCUGAAGGAGGUCACGGCAGUUUUGAAGCAGAUCAGGGAAACGCACGAGAAGCAGAGGAAGAAGCGGCUAGUGGAGGAGAUCUGGGAGGCACAUGAGAGGAGCGACUUUGCAGAAAUGCACCGGCUGCGAAUCCAGUACCAGAUGAACGGCAGAGAUCCCACCGCCCUGGACCAGCUGAUCUUCGCCCAGCCCGCGAUGGCGCCCCCCGCGCCAGCGGAGUGGCAGGUCGCAAAGCGAGGGCCCCAAGCCACAGGAGCCGCGGGGGCCGCCAAGAAGGGCGAGGGCAGCACGGGCAAGGGCGGAGCAGCCAGUGGCUCAGGAGGCGGCCGCGCACCUGCUGGGGGCGACUUAGACUUCGAGAACGAGGGCUACGACGACAAGCUCACCACGAUCCAGAAGCUGAGCUUGCGGAACAGCCAAGACAUCAGGGAGCUGUGCCGCGCGUCGACGGACUUCUGGCUCAUUCCAGUAGCCAGCCCACCAUUCAAGGCAGCGAUCGCAGCGGCCCGCACAUACGUCGAGGCGACGAACCACGCUCUCGGACUCCUCAUCGUGCAGGAGACCAUCCUCACUUUCAAGGUCGGGGAGACCUACGAGAAGGAGGAUCUGGACGAGACGGAGCGGAUGGGCAAGAUGCACUACACCUUGGCGCCCCAGCUCACGAUCGCGGCCAUCUUGCAGAAGAACGAGCCUGCAGAGCAGGUGCUCCUGGCCGCCAGGAACUACAGCCCCGUCAAGCUCAAGGAAGCGAUGACCACGGUGAGGACGUGGCGCCUCUGGUUCUCUGCGGUCCGAAACGUAAUCCGGAACGCUAGCAGCACUCUGCUCCCGGCCAGCAUGCCUACCACGACGCUGUUCCCAGUUGGCCCUGUCAAGUUUCGCCCUCUGUCUGUCCCGGAGCUUCCUGGCAGACAUUUGGUGGCCCAUCUGCUGGACAUCUCGGCGGUGCAGAUGAUCGUGGUAUUUCCCUGGCUUGCCACAGGUAUCCUGCUUGUUCUGCAGCUUCUGCAUGGCCCUGCGCUCGGUAGACAUGCUCAGAGCGCUGCAUUGGAGCUGCCGCUCUACGCCGCUGACGCGACGUGCUGGCGGAAGCGCCGCAAGCUGCUCUUCUGCUGUGAGCCCUGCUGGCGCGAAGGUCUGGCAGACGUCGUCGCGCUGGCACUCGUUGGUGGUGCUGUGGCUGGUUUGCAGGACGAGGUGAACGUAAGGGUACCAGAACGGAUAGGCUCGCAGGUCCAGGAAAACCAGCCGGAGCAGGUGCAGCAGGAGGUGCCCGGAAUGGGCCUACGCCUACGGGCGUGCUACGCGAACUAUCCAUUCCGGCAGCCGGGAAACCCAGGCACGCCGGUCCGGACGGAACGCUGGGCGACAGCAUCCUUGCACUUGUUAUUUGUAGUGCAACGGAAAAAGCGCAUGGACGAUGACAUCAUCGCCCUUGCGAUGGCCGCCCCCAUGGGGGACGCACGAGAGCAGAAAACGGCCAAGGAGAAACGCCUCGACGCGCUGCAGCGAGGCCGACAGACACGCAUUGAUAAUCUCCGAGCCAGACAGAAGGCGCUGUCCGAGGAGGAUACGCAGCAGCUGGCGAUCACGUCCUUGACUCAGCCUGCAUGCGUUGUCCCUGCAGCUGCUCGACGGAUGGCGUCUCGACCCGAGACAAGGCUCAAGGCGAUGAUGCAGCUGGCGUGUUCGCCCAAAAUUCGUGGGGGAAGCGCGGCCAUCGAGAGGGUGCGCCGUCUGCAAGAUCAGUCCGUUGCCAUCGUGGGCAAGCUGUGUCUAGACAGGCAGUUGCGCGGAUGGCAGAUGUGGCUUUCCAGGGCACCGCCAGCGGUUGCAGGCGCGCGCCUCUUCGCGAUUCGCGGGGUUUCAGCCAUGUGGGACGAGGCCUCGCAGUCGUCGCGGGCACUCCUGUUGCGGCGGAACUUGUGCCACGACCUCGGCCAGAGCCAGAAGACCGUCAAUGUGAUGGUCGUCCUUGGCGCAGCUUUCCAAGCGUUUGUUCAGCGGGGUAGCCUUCAGUCGAUCUCGGACGUCCAGCACCUUUUGCAGAUCGAGUGGCAGCCCUGGAUAUGUGCACCCCUAUUCUUGGAAAACACAACCGCCAAGCUGCUGUUCGAAGGAUUGCGAAAAUCUAUGCCCAUCGAGUUUGCCAACGCCAGGUCUUCGAUACUUUCAUUGGCGGGCGUAGCUGGUAUGCUAUAUUGUCUGAGUAAGAUGAUUGGAAUUGGCAAGAAUGUGAAUGCCCUCGCAGCCGCAAUCCACGACCACGUCAAAUCAAACAUUGUGAUCCGUUAUGGCGAGCCCGAGGGGCACCACCACGUAUUGCAGGCAGUGCUGGACGUGUUCGCUAUCGACGGGGAUCGCGGCUUGAUCUGGCAAGGCGGCUGCCUUGCCCGCUCCCGCAGGGCAACUGCAUUUCGCAGAGACCUAGAAGAGUUGUGCAAGAGGUCGUUGUUCGACAGAUCCGCGGGGGCAUGGGUGUACUAUGUUUCAGUGGCGCCCAGCUCGUCACACAGGCCUCGGGUCGACCUGGACGAGGCAGCGAAGUACAUUUCGGCGCCGCUGAUUAAGUGCUUGGUUGGUCGUAGGUGGGAGGUCGCUGCCCUCUCGCGGUGGACAGGUGUUAUGCGGUGUCUGAAGCGGGUUGUGUUGGGGGCAAUGUUCAACAACGUGCUGCCAUCAACUCUAUCAGCGCUGUCUUCCAACAUGGGCAUCACUGACGCGAAGCUGGAGAAAGAAAAGAAUGACAGCAUGGCCAGGAUUGCCAGAGGCGAAGAUGCGAACACCUUCACCCUCACCAACAUGACCAGGGUUAUGACAGUUUCCAAGUAUUUCAGGGACGCAACGAGCAGAUGGCAGAUUGGCGCACUACUGAUUGGAUGCGCUCAGAUCGAGAAGCUCCAUUGGCAAGUGCUUGGCAGCACCGCAGAGAACAGGCGCAAGGCGAACCUGACCGACCUGGUCGACCCGCAGGUGAGCAUCAUCGGUCAGUCCCAAGCCCAGCUGCUACGAUUGCUGCAAGAGUGGAACUUGUCAGACGCGAGUCCAUGGCGGCUGCUCGCUUUCCUUGGUUUGCAGGAUCUUCGUGCCGCAGAUGUCCAAGCUUACUCGAGGAGCCUGGUGCUAUCGGUCAGUUGCAGUCUGUUCCAGCGUCUAGAGGCCCUCGUGGGAGCGACCACCGCGUUGACGCCGAAUGUUCGGCAUGCUACCUGGCCCUACAAGCUGCAGUGGCUCAUAUCUCCGAACGUUUCUGAUGGAGACAGGGCGGGCGCUAUCCAGGAGUUCCUCGAUGCGAAUGACUGCUGCAUCGGGCCUUUUGGGCGCACGUUCAGGCGUCGCUUCCCCUCGCGCAGCGCGCUGCUCAGCCGCGAGGCUGCGGCGGCGAUAUUGUUCUGGCAGAGGGAGCUGUUGUUCACGACGGCCCCCGCCGAGUGCGAGCACAAGGCGAUGAAGGGGGAGAUGGCGACCAGCACCACGGGGUUGGCGCAUAGCCCAGUUGUUUGGCGGGCAGUGUGUCGGCACUUGGGGAAGGCCCACGAGAUCAGGGGCGGGUCGUCGUGCUCGUUGCCGCUCCGACGCUCUGUUCCAGAGGCGCAGGCCGUGCUCGGCCAAGAGAGGGGCAUGCCCAUCUGCGACUGCGCGGGUCCGCGCGCCGAUCCCCUUCAGCUGGAUGGCCGCCCUGCAGAUGCGGCGGGGGACGGCGAUUCGGCCGACGACGGCGACCAGCGCGACGGCGUCGACUUGGAGGAGCUAGUCAAGGGCGGCAACCCGAAGAUGGCCUACUCGAACCGCCAAGUCCGCUUGAGGAGGGAGUUCUUCAAUCGACCAAUGACGAGAGACGAGGUCACGGCUGAGCAUUUAAGAAACGGCAAGGAGUACGACGAUGACCCGUCCAUAGGUGCGCGGUGGACUGCGCUCUUCGCCGCGCGGCAGCGGCAACGCAAGCGACUGUCCCAGGCGCCAUCGGGGCUCCCAUCAUCGGCGACGCCAGAGGAGAUGCCCAGGCAGCCAGUGUGGCCAGAAAGCUUACAUGAUGGCGACGCCGUCGAGGACGCCCCUAUCGCCUCCACAGUGCUCGCGAAUUACCAUAGCUCACUCAGCGUGGAUGGCAUCGAGAAGCUAGCAACCGACGCGAAGCCGUUCACUGUGCAGGAGGAUGGCUUACAAGAGCACGUCGCAUCACAGGAGACGCUGUGGGGCUGCGGCGGCGAGUGGCGCAACGUUUGCACCAAGCUGCUGGCGCAGCGCCGCUUGUUGCGCAAGUUCGACGUCGCCAAGGCUUCUGUAGAAGCGCUGGUCGAUUCCAUAGACAAGAGUACCAUCAAAACCAAGGAUUGCUUGUUCCACUUCUCCUCGAAGCGGGUGGUCGGCGACGGCAGGAUUCUGCACGCGUGGGCCAUCAUCAAAUGUCCGAUGUACAGCCCGAAGGUUCAGUGCUUCGUCAGGUGCCGCCCAGUUUCGGCGGUUGGUGCUGAUGCCGUGGAGGGUGGAUUUGCGACUCGGGCCCCUGCAGCGUACCCGUACAAGCUGAAGAUCCUGCAGUCCAAGAGCCGCCUCUGUUCGCAGUCGGUGGUGAACCCCUCCGUCGUCGUGGACAAGGAGACGUCAGAUGAAUUCGUGAGGAGGCUGCUCUGUCGGACGUCGCGGCGAGUUGCGCGAGUAAACUACGACGAGGCAGUGGACGACGACCUGCUGCACGUCGUGGUCACGGGCCAGGGGGCAGCGACCGACCUGGCCCCGAAAGAGGGCAAGCGCGUCGCGUCGGCAGACGCGGCCGUGGACCUCAAGCUUGCCCCGACUGGCUCGGCGAUUCUGAGCGGCAUCAUGUCCGCGGAAGGAGCAGGGGCGGGCGCAGCGGCGGCAGCCAGCCCGCCUGCCAUCCUCGAUGGAGGGGGGCACGCUGACGGCGGCUUGGGAGACGGUCUCGACCAGCUGAUGGCCGACUACCUGGAUGAGCAUUUGCACGGGGAUGUCGCGGGGGCCAUGGAGUUUAUCGAUGAUAACCUUGCUGGUGAUAUCGCCGAAGCGGAGGCCGACGCCGACGACGCCGACGAUUUCGGCAUGGGCGAACCCGAACCCGAGGGCGAGGGGGAGGGCCUCCAUCAUCACGGCGAGGGCGGCCCUGGCCCAGACCCAGAAUGCCCAGGGCGCCGCGACGCAUUGGUCGUCGCAGCCGCCGACGCUGCUGCUGCACUCGGGGGCGCGCCCUUGCCUGUGGCGCCGCUGGCCGCCGAGCCAGGUGGCGCGGGCGCUGCGCCUUACCACGUGGACGUGCUGGGGGUGGUGACGGGGUUGGCGCCGCCUCACAGUGGAGUCCCAACUUGUGGCUUCGCCGGUUACAGAGGCGACCGCACCAACAUCUUUGCUAACUGCCACUUGCACCCGAAGUGCAGCGUCAGCGCUGGCAUCAUGAGGCACCACGUGCCGAUGAAGUACAUGGCGGAGUGGCUGAUGCUCGGCGAGGUGGUGGACAGGGAUCUCCCCAUGGAGGAGCGGAUGGCCGCGGGCGCCCGCCACCGAGCACUUUGGGUCAGGCCGUACUGA